AAAGUCAAUGGGUGUAGUUAAUGAGGAAAUGGGCUUCUGUAGUAAUAAAUAGUCAAGCAGUUGAGAGUGAUAAGAAGAUGUUGCACAAGUGGUGAUUAUAAUUCAAUGUCAGUUUUUGAAUAUUGAACAAAAGUCAAUGCAAGUCAGCGAGCCAGCUGUAUCUGUGUGUGACACGCGGCCCCGAUCCGAACUGUUGGAUAACUCCCAAACUGCUAUAAAAGACACACACACACACACACUAGGCCUCAUUGUCCCAACAAGACCUGAGGUAAAAAAACACAACAACAAGAUUCAAGAAAUGGCCAUCUUCUGUUUCCUUGUAGACCAGAGGAAGCAAGUCCGGGGGAGAAAGCCGGCGGCCGGGUUAUGCUCAAGAUGCGGAGGAGGAGCAGUGGUUGCCGACAUGAGAACCUCCACAAGAUUCUGUGGAGUCCCUUUCUACCGCAAAGCUUGGAAAGCUAUCGUCUGUCAUUUCUGCGGUGCUGUGCUCAAAUCUUACCACUGAGUCUGAUGAACCAACGUUUUUUUGUGUUAAUUCAUUCGUUUUUUUUUUAAUCAACAAGCUACUUGCCAUUGUAUGUCGCUUGAUUGCCUACCUUUGACCCUAGCUAAUGUUUUUGUUAUUCAUUUAUCUCUGUUUCUGAAUAAAACAAGUGAUCCUUUCACUUAAAAA
Molecule: messenger RNA, 673 nt
Organism: Arabidopsis lyrata subsp. lyrata
Lineage: Eukaryota; Viridiplantae; Streptophyta; Magnoliopsida; Brassicales; Brassicaceae
Exons: 1
Coding region: 137-505 (122 amino acids)
Source: RefSeq, a predicted model, not a curated record